AUGGAGAUGCGGAUGUUGAGGUGGACGAUAGGUGUAACGCUAAAAGAGAAAGUAUCCAACGACACUGUACGUUCCAUUUUCGGCGUCGUCCCGAUAACUGAGAAGAUGAAGGAGGCGCGACUGAGAUUGUUUGGUCACGUCUUGCGGCGGGAGGAAGAUUCUGUUGCCAAAACCGCUCUGAAGCUCGACGUUUCAGGAGUGAGGCCGUGUGGGAGGCCAAAGAUUCGCUGGUUAGACCGUGUGAAGCUGAAUAUGAUAGAUGCACGUUUGUGUACGGCUGAUGCAAUGGAUAGAACCUAA
Messenger RNA from Necator americanus (New World hookworm), 300 nucleotides. RefSeq lists its product as uncharacterized. The coding region runs from base 1 to 300 and encodes 99 amino acids. Lineage: Eukaryota; Metazoa; Nematoda; Chromadorea; Rhabditida; Ancylostomatidae. The transcript has a single exon. The record is from RefSeq and is a predicted model, not a curated record.